UGAAUUGAUUGUUAAAUCAUUUUCAACGAACCAACGUGAGGAGCUUAAUAUUCAUUUUGCUGUAGCUAAUCUGUGUAAUUGAAGUUAACAUAAAAAACAACGCCAUUAACUAGCGCUGAAACUAUAUCUUAUUUCGAAAUAUAUUGCAAAAUACGAGAUGAACGCCGAGAUAAAAGCCAAAGUGGAAGCAUGCUGUCGCACAGCGGAAGAUUUUACGCGAUUGUACUACGCUUCCUUCGAUAAUCGCCGACAUCAAAUGGGUCGACUAUACAUAGACACGGCCACGUUUAGCUGGAACGGCAAUGGAGCUCAGGGCCGCGAGACGAUCGAGCGUUAUUUCCUGGAGCUGCCCUCGUCGCGUCAUCAGCUGACCACGCUCGACUCGCAGCCAAUUCUAGAUCCAGCUGUCGGCGGCCAGACGACGUACAUAAUACUGGCCAGCGGCACAGUUAAAUAUGCCGAACAAUCCAUGCGCACGUUUCAGCAAUCAUUUGUAAUUACCGCCGAGAAUGAUAAAUGGAAAAUUGCCUCCGAUUGUUAUCGACUGCAGGAGCCGCUUAAUUAGUUAGUAAAUUACAGUUACAUUGUUACAGUAGAGACUAAGAAUGAACAAGAGCAAGUGGAGCCAGGGCAGUUUGAUGAGUUGGAAGGGCUUGUCAGCUGUCCAGAAGGCAAACAGCCUUUAAAUCUAGUAAAUAAAUUUAAAUAUAAAAUGUAAACUUUAAGUAAAUAAAUAUAUAUUUUUAUACAUA
Drosophila mojavensis is the source of this 752-nucleotide messenger RNA. RefSeq names its product NTF2-related export protein (gene Nxt1). Gene Ontology annotation, biological process: protein import into nucleus. NCBI's taxonomy places the organism in Eukaryota, Metazoa, Arthropoda, Insecta, Diptera, Drosophilidae. Gene Ontology annotation, cellular component: nuclear pore central transport channel. The record is from RefSeq and is a predicted model, not a curated record. The transcript is spliced from 4 exons. The coding region runs from base 158 to 565 and encodes 135 amino acids.